AUGCCAGGAGACAUGUCAGGGGACAUGACAGGGGACAUGACAGGGGACAUGUCAGGAGACAUGCCAGGGGACAUGUCAGGGGACAUGACAGGGGACAUGACAGGGGACAUGACAGGGGACAUGACAGGGGACAUGUCAGGGGACAUGACAGGAGACAUGUCAGGGGACAUGUCAGGGGACAUGCCAGGGGACAUGUCAGGGGACAUGCCAGGGGACAUGUCAGGGGACAUGACAGGGGACAUGACAGGGGGCAUGACAGGGGACAUGACAGGGGACAUGUCAGGAGACAUGUCAGGGGACAUGCCAGGGGACAUGUCAGGGGACAUGUCAGGGGACAUGACAGGGGACAUGUCAGGGGACAUGUCAGGAGACAUGUCAGGGGACAUGCCAGGGGACAUGUCAGGGGACAUGCCAGGUGACAUGUCAGGGGACAUGACAGGGAACAUGUCAGGGGACAUGACAGGGGACAUGCCAGAGAAGUGCGAUGACCCACACAAGUAA
This is a messenger RNA of Haliotis rufescens (red abalone), 501 nucleotides long. Its product is annotated as tetra-peptide repeat homeobox protein 1-like. The coding region runs from base 1 to 501 and encodes 166 amino acids. The record is from RefSeq and is a predicted model, not a curated record. The transcript has a single exon. Lineage: Eukaryota; Metazoa; Mollusca; Gastropoda; Lepetellida; Haliotidae.